GAAAGACCUUGAGCAGUUUAAACUAGUCAACAAUGACACGGUCCCUCGAUAUCUAAAAAAGAAUAAUAAAUAACCGUAAAUGAGUAAGAACGAUUUCGGCGAAUUAUAUGAAGCAACGUCAAAGCACAUAAAGCAGUUGAUUAUACUUGCGAAUUCGAAAAAAUAUGCUACGGCAGAAUUCGAUGAAUCAUUAAAAUCAUUUGUGAAUAGUUUCAGCCCUGAAGACGCACCAGCAAAUAUAACAGAGUAUCGUACAAAGGUUGCGGUAGAUAUAUUGUCAAGGUUAUCAGUUUUUGACAACCUUAUAUCUAUUUAUCGUGAACUAGGAAGAAUGGCUAUUCCAUUAAGUUAUUCUACAUUCAAUCCACUCCCUUGUGAAAAAUGGGUCCUCAAGCUGAUGGAUUUUCAACAAUCAUUGACUAAUUAUAUGGUCGUCAGCAUAAGCUUCACACAGAAACUGAUCAAAUCUGAUAUAUAUUUGACGGAAGUACGGCGUAUCUUACAUAUCAUGAGUACUAUGAAAAUGUCUGAGGCUGUACUUUCACUAACAACUCUAAUUAUUUGUUCACUAAAUACUUCAUUGGCGUAUGAAUAUAGUUGCCUAACAAAAGUACUUAGAGAUUAUGGUCUACGUAAUAUUUUAACGUGCUAUACUUGCCCUGAUCCAACAAUUAAAUUGGCCAUAAACAUUUUUUUAACGUUUACUUACACUGAUAUCAGUCAACUUCAUCUAAAAGUAGAAUAUAUUGAAUUGUUCAUGCAACAGUUCCAUUAUACUGUUAUUGGAGGAAGAAAAAGUCAUUUCUUUGAUGCCUCUAUUCUCAAUAAAGUGCUCCGUCUUUUGGCUCUAAACGCUGAAAACAGAAUUGAAUUUGGCAAUCGUGAUAUUGUACGUCACUUAACAUCCUUAUCUGAUUCUCAGUCAUACGGCACAAAUGAAAUAUCAACUACUACACAUAUUUUAUCAUCAAAAGUUCCAGUUAUUGAUGCUACCCAAGAAAUAUUGUCACUAGCUGAAGCAUAUCGCAGCAACAUAACUGAAUUGGAAGAAAAAGUUCGAACAUAUUUUGAAGGUGCUAGUAUUGAUGAAUUCUUACUUCAGUAUCCAACUGAACCUGAUAUCGGUGAUGACCAAAGUGAAGAUAAACCAUCUAUCGUGGUAGAAGAAGGAAAUCCCUACCAUCUGGAUGGUCAUAUUAUGAUAAGCUACAGUCAUAACGAUGACAAAAUAGCACUUAAAAUUAAAGAAAGCUUGGAAAAUGAAGAAAUCAAGAUUUGGAUUGACAAAGAUCACAUGGUUCAAGAUGUUAAGAUUUUAGAUGCAAUGGCAAACGCUGUGCAAAAUGCUGCAAUUGUAUUAAUACUUUUUUCUAAAUCAUACCAACAAAGUGCAAAUACUAGAGCAGAUUAUUGUAAGGAGUAAAUGCGUUUAUCAUAGUUAUUUCGUGCAAAUAAUAUUGUCCAUGAUGUGAUUUCAUUCUUGUGCAAAUCGAUCAUCAUCACCAUCAGCUGCAUGUUUAUGGAUUCCGAUAUACAUCGACGUUCCAUAGUGAUGCAAGCCUAGGUGUCGUGUAGAUUAUCAGUGUUGUUUCAUCGGAAAGAGUCUCUCUUACAGUGAAUAGUGUCCAAAUGUACGUGGUUUUAUUGCUGGUGCUCUCGUAUGUAACCUACAUUUUGAAAGAUUCGCAAACUUAGAGGAUUGAGUGUGAAUCCUUCAGUCCUGCAUAUUUCCCAUUGUACCAACAAUGCACAGAUAUAUAAUUCGAAACUAAAGUCAAUAGUGAUUUCCAUAUUUCUAACAUUAUCAUACUUUUCCACUUCUAACUUUUUUGUGAGUGAUUAGAUCCAAUAUAUGUUUCAAGACAACAGCUCGAACAAAUGUCCAUACAGUUUCAUGCAAGAAUUUCAUAGGAUAUUUAUAGAAUAUAUAAGAUUAUCUAACUAAAAAAUUGUCUGAUCCGUUUGUGAAUUUCACCAUCAUUGAUUGCUUGAAGGAGGCGCUGCGAAAAUGUACUGAUCAUUAGACAUGUAGACCCAGUUCGUUGGAAAUCGAUUCUCCUAACUCUCCUAAUUUGAUAGGAAACACAGGAUCUAUUGUGCCAGUUUACUUGAAACUAGUUGACACACUUUCGAACUGUUUGCUUUGAAAAUGGAUAUAGAGUUCUGUCUUUUGUGUGUGCCAGAUCAAUGUUCACUAUGGUUCACAACUAAACUUUGAAUGACAUUUCAGCACAGUCCUUUAAGCCGUAGCUUUGCACCUUAUUUGGUGCUGCUACAGUAUCGUGGGUGGUGUCUGUCAGCUUCUGCGUCAGCAAUCCAUGAAAUAUCAAACUAGAGGCAGUCGAUAAAUUGAGCUGAAUUAACCAAUAAUGGUUGUUGAUUUCUACAUGAAACUGGCUUUGUUAAAAAUUGACGUCAUCACCCAAGUCGUAGACUAUGAAGUGGAAUUCCCUUCUUCGUAUCUGAAAAGUGUUGUCAGCUGAUUAAAAUCUGUCAGAAGCGUGAAGAUACUACUGGAAAGCAUUUAUGACCACUUAUUGCAUAAUAUUUUGACCAGAUAUGAGCGAAUAGUCGUAGCACAUGGUAAACUAUCAGUGUUAUUUUAAUAUUAUACCACACUUCAUUUUAAAGAAGCUGAAUACACUCGAAAACUGACUAAACCAACUAUUUUUCUUCGUGUUGAGUCGAAGUUUGUUCCAAGUGGUUGGCUGGGCUUCAUGAUAGGCGAGAGCCGUUAUAUUGACUUCUCCGGGAAAUAUCCAUAUGAGGAAAAAUUUGAAGAAUUAUGCACCACAAUUGUGAGUUUGAAAGAUUUGGAAUGGUAGAACUGUAUUUUCAUUGUCUCAUGUUUUUUAUCUCUACUUUUGUUUAGUCUGGUGAUUUCCCAAACAACACUAAGAGUGGGGUUAGGAACUAUCAUUUUACCUAUGACCCGUCUGCUAAGGUAAAGGAAAAAACUGGAUGAUCAUUUAUCGCAAAGUUUUCAAUCGAAAAUUCUUCCACUCGCUACCUGUAUUCUUAAACAUUUUCAUUUUGUUUGUUGGGUGUUACCUGUAAAUCAAGUCAUUGUUUAGCUGGUGAAAUAUUCGUGUCAGUAAGAGAUUUAGAACAUUCAGUGCCAACAUCUGUGAUUCUAAUGAACUGUAUAUUGGUGCACGCCUUCAAAAAACAGAUUUCACUGGUCGAAACUCUUGAAUUUCAUGAAAUAUACGUAUGCAUUGUUUGUAGAGAAAAACAAAAGGGUCAACGUGUGGUUAUUUACUCGACCUCAUUCGCUCUAUGUGGUCUACCUAACCUCUUAUCAUGUGUGAACUUAGUAUAAUCUCUGAAGCAGUGGAUCACGCAUUUGAAUUCGAUUUUAUCCACUGAUCACUUAUGAACUGACUGAUUAGCUUACACUGCAAAAUUAGACAGGUGAAAUGUCCGUUGUUGAAAGUGUUUAGGCUCUGACCAUCUCUCGUCGAUUAAACAUUGGAUAAUAGCUAUCUGAGCUCCCACACACAGUCAAAUGUUCAUAAAUGGUGCUCGUAGUGGAGAGGGCAGUAUUGAAGUAGAUAGACUAAGCUUUGUAUGAAAAAACUUAGUUGACCCUUUCUGAAUUCUCAUUUCAGUAAGUAAACGGUAGUAACGUUUUGCUGUAGUUAUGUUUUGGUAAUCGAGAUGGAAGCAGCUUCAUGUAACAGAAGGCAGUCACCUAGAUUAAUUGGGUAACCUAAACUUGGGAGGUCACUGACUAUUAGGACUAUCAUGAAAACAUGUGAGUCAGUGAUUAAAUUGACUAGCCUACAUUUGCGUAGUACUCGCUGGGACUUUUAAAAUACAUGUUGAAACGUAACUUCAAAGUUGCAGGUGUAUUGACGAACCCUUCACCUUUAAUCAGGUGGUAACUGGAGAAAAAUGUUUGACCUAAUGGUAAUACUUGACUGUUGAUCAGUAAGAUUAGUUAUAGUGUCUGUUAGUGUAAAGAUCACAAACAAUUCACAUUACAUUACCGAACUGUGUAUAUUUAAGCAAUAGUACUUUGAAACUAGUUUACCUCUAUGCCUAGAGUGACACUAUUAACUGAAGCAAUAAGGAGCCUUUACCAGGAGCAUUUACUUUGAUACUCUUAUUAGCUCAGUCGUAUAUGUAUACUUAUUCCAGUUAGGAACAUCACUCCCAUUCGGAAGAAGUUCGGCUUUGUAAUUAAAUAUCCAGUUAAUUUUGUAAUACAUACUUGAAUAUAAUCAUGAAUUUGUAUACACGCAUAUUGUUUAUCUUCGUUACUGUAGCACAAUGUUAGUCGUGGAUCGAUCACUGUAAAGCCUAAGAAACCAAAGUAUGUUGUUCGUAUAUUGACUAGUUGAUAUUUUUGGUUGCUUGUUUAGUUUCCUUUUGAAUUCUAGUUGAAAUUCCAUAAAUUUAAGUAAAUGUUUGAAAGUGAAAUUGUUAUCCCAGUAAGAAUAUGAAAUAUCAGUUCAUUCUGUGUUCUAUCCAGGUUAGCUAAUCUCAAAGUUGCAUCGUACUCGAUUAAACGAACAAUUUUAUAUUACACGAUUACACACUAGAUAUUAUCGUUACGACUGAAGGAGACCAGAAUAAAAUGCAAUGUUUUAUUUGUAAACAUUGUUAGUGUGUUUUAGAUGAGGAGCUAACUAUCAUAAUCUCUGGUUGUUUCUCGAGAAAACUUGUCCACUUGUGCAUAAAACCCCAUCAAUAUUUAUGAGAUACAGAUACACAAGAGAUCAAAACUUCCGGAGUCGGUUGCCAUCUGAACCGCAACCAUAGUCGACUAAGUAAAGCGCCUAAAGUAUAUUUUUGAGUAAUAAGCAUCUGUAUGUGGUAUAUUUAGCCUGUUCCACUAUUAUGGAAUCUGAUUAGGUUUUUGGUAAUGAAAUUCAGUUGCAAUUAAACUGUAAAAUGUAUUUUGUUGAUUGUUUCCAAUUCACAUCUAGUGGGAAAAAAGUGUUGUGAAUAUUUUAUGUGUUUGUGUAUUUACAAUUUCUGUAGUUUGUCAGAGCAGUAGUUUUGACUUCCUAUACUUACAUUGAUUGACGUACGAAAAUAUUUGAAUUGAUAACUUCUCUACUUUGUCACUACACCUCAUCUAAAUAAACCCAUUCUUUUUAUUUUAUUUUCUUCCAGAAAAACGGGAGAAUAUUCAUGCGUUUCAAUGUGAAAGAAUAGAAAUUCGAAAACUAUUGAGUUCAAUUUGAAAACCUACCUUGCUCAGUUGGAAAUCCUUCUCCUUCAUAUAUUUUUAAAAAUCUAAUCCGUUUAUUUUUUAUAAAUGAUUUUCCAAUCAGUGAUCAGAAACUUUACUAACGCUUAUUUAACUAAUAUUUUCUAUCACAUUGAAAUAUGAUAAUAUUAUGUAUUCUAUGCGCCAUUUAA
Molecule: messenger RNA, 5373 nt
Organism: Schistosoma margrebowiei
Lineage: Eukaryota; Metazoa; Platyhelminthes; Trematoda; Strigeidida; Schistosomatidae
Source: the annotation of a GenBank genome assembly